Molecule: messenger RNA, 1332 nt
Organism: Entelurus aequoreus (snake pipefish)
Lineage: Eukaryota; Metazoa; Chordata; Actinopteri; Syngnathiformes; Syngnathidae
Gene: hus1
Product: HUS1 checkpoint clamp component
Exons: 8
Coding region: 151-1008 (285 amino acids)
Biological process (GO): mitotic DNA replication checkpoint signaling; double-strand break repair via homologous recombination; mitotic intra-S DNA damage checkpoint signaling
Cellular component (GO): site of double-strand break; checkpoint clamp complex; nucleolus
Source: RefSeq, a predicted model, not a curated record
UGUAAAUUUGUGUUACACGUUUCCGGCGGAACUUAAAUAAGGACGGACCGACAUAACACAGCGGGAAGCUGAACAACUUUUAUAUAUUUUUUUGGGGGGAAAUACGAAUUUAAAUUAAUUGUAUAAACAUUUUUAUCGUCUUGGCUGGACAUGAAGUUUCGUGGGAAGAUUGUCGACGUGGCGUGCCUCAACCAUUUCACUCGCGUGGUGAGCACCAUCUCCAAGCUGACCAAGACUUGUGUCCUGCGUGUGACCGAGGACCACCUUUUCUUCGUCCUCAGUGGAAAAGUGGCAAACGGAGGCGUGGGCAUGUGGUGUGAGCUCGCCCAGGCCAACUUCUUUGACGAAUACCAGAUGGAGGGUGUGUCUCCGGAGGACAACGAGAUUUGUCUGGAAGUGACUCCAGAGAACGUGUCCCGCGCCCUGAAGACGGUCCAGAACGCCAAAAAUGUCAAAGUCAAACUGACCAAGAAGCAUUGCCCCUGUUUGACCAUCGCUGCAGAGCUGCCCACCAUGUCCAGCACCAGCCGCGUGGUCACGCACGACAUCCCGGUCGAUGUCAUACCACGGCGACUCUGGCACGAGUUCAAAGAACCCAGCAUGCCCGACUUUGAUGUGAGCGUCUACCUGCCGCCUCUGAAGACCAUGAAGAACGUGGUGGACCGGAUGAAGAACCUCUCCAACUUCCUGGUGGUGGAGGCCAACAUGAGCGGCGAGAUGAACCUGAAGAUCGAGACCGACCUGGUGUCCGUCACUACUCACUUCAAAGACCUGGGAAACCCUCAGUGGGAUGAUGACGCCUCCCAAGAUGGCGGCCCGUCUCGGAGGCGUGACCCGGACACCAUGGCCCAGGCUCGCGUGGACAUCAGGAAGCUGCAGCAGUUCCUCAUCGGUCAGCAGGUCAACCCGAGCAAAGCCAUGUGCAACAUCGUCCACCAGAGGGUGCUUCACCUCAUUCUACUGCACGAGGACGUCUCGCUGCAGUACUUCAUACCCGCCGUGGCGUAGACGCUUGCCGCCGCCUAGGAGACGUACGAAACAGCAACUUGAGGAGGUGGGCCACGCCGCCACAAAACAAAAUGGCGUUUGGACGUUUAGUUUUAAGUGUUCAAAUGGCUUUGGCGUGUCAUGAAAGCAGUUUGCAGCACGGUCACAUGACACGGGAGGGGCCUCAAGGCUCCGCCCCCUCUGUCGGGAAGUUAAUGGCAGAGAGUGAUGAAGUCACAUGGUCAUCAGGCACUCUUGCGAUGAUCAUGUGACACAGCAUCUAAAUUGUGUCAAUCGAGGCGUUAUCUUUAAUUGUCAUCAAAUAUAAACAAUAAUAAAAGUUGU